AUGGAAAGUGAAGACUGCUUUAUUGACAAUAAUUUCAUAAAAUAUGCUUUGAUUGCACUUUUUGAAGACGCAAUCAACAAAAUUGAAAUUCUGGAAACCAUAAAAGGUUGGCCGGAAAUAAAAGCACAGUUGGACGAUUUUAAAAAACAAGCAAACGCAAAAUUAGAGUACGUAGUCGAAUACGAAAAUGCAAAGUGGGAAUUCAGCAACAUAAAGUAUAAUAUGGAAGUAGAAAAGCUCAACGAUUUAAUAAAGUUAACGACAUUAAACAUAGACAGGGAAGAAAGAGUUCAUGGUGAAAACACGAAAUUUCUCAUGGAAUUAAUAAGUGACUUAAAUGAGUCAAUUCAAGAGUGGCAAAAUAAGUAUGACAAAACUAUAGCUAAAAUGUCCGAUGAUACAAAGGAAAUAAACGAAAAACUAAACCAACUGGAGUCUGAAAAACAGUCGUUACAAGAUGUGUAUAAAAGUAGAGAUGACGAAAUGAUGGCUUAUGAACGACAUAAGGAAUAUUUGGCAAAACAAAGAGCGGAAUUAGAAAUGAAAAUGCGCUCUGCUACAUCCAUACAAGCUUGGUGGAGGGGAGUCAUGGUCAGAAAAGGAUUUGGUCCUUACAGAAAAAAGGAUAAAAAGUCUAAGAAAAAGGGAAAUAACAAAGGUACAAAGAAAUAACAACACAAUUCCAUCAUUAUGUACGUGUAGAGGAAAUAAAACGAAUAAAAUAAAUAUGUUUUAUUUACA
This is a messenger RNA of Aethina tumida (small hive beetle), 741 nucleotides long. Its product is annotated as dynein regulatory complex protein 9-like. Gene Ontology annotation, molecular function: protein binding. The record is from RefSeq and is a predicted model, not a curated record. The coding region runs from base 1 to 672 and encodes 223 amino acids. Gene Ontology annotation, biological process: cilium organization. The transcript is spliced from 5 exons. Lineage: Eukaryota; Metazoa; Arthropoda; Insecta; Coleoptera; Nitidulidae. Gene Ontology annotation, cellular component: motile cilium; cytoplasm.